Molecule: messenger RNA, 3008 nt
Organism: Rattus rattus (black rat)
Lineage: Eukaryota; Metazoa; Chordata; Mammalia; Rodentia; Muridae
Gene: Adam15
Product: ADAM metallopeptidase domain 15
Exons: 23
Coding region: 110-2737 (875 amino acids)
Biological process (GO): innate immune response; proteolysis; integrin-mediated signaling pathway
Molecular function (GO): metalloendopeptidase activity; integrin binding
Source: RefSeq, a predicted model, not a curated record
GGGGCCUAGUGGCUGUGCUGCGCGGAGCUGGUGUCCGACGCGGCCCCUGCUGCUCCUCCACGCUUAGCCCCGCACCUGCUGCCCUCGUCCGGCCCGGAGCUCCGCGGCUAUGCGGCUGGCGCUGCUCUGGGCCCUGGGACUCCUGGGCGCGGGCAGCCCUCGGCCCUCCCCGCCGCUGCCAAAUAUAGGAGGUACUGAGGAAGAGCAGCAAGCCAGCCCAGAGAGGACCCAGAGUAGAUCCUUGGAGAACCAGGUUGUUCAGGACAGCCCUCCAAUUAACCUAACAGAAGUGCUUCAGACUGGUUUACCUGAGACCCUGAGGAUUGGAUUGGAGCUGGACGGUGAGAAUCAUAUCCUGGAGCUUCAACAGAAUAGAGAUCUGGUCCCUGGCCGCCCGACUCUGGUGUGGUAUCAGCCUGACGGCACCCGAAUGGUCAGCGAGGGGCACAGUCUGGAAAACUGCUGCUAUCGAGGACGAGUUCAGGGCCGCUCCAGCUCUUGGGUUUCCCUCUGUGCCUGCUCUGGGAUCAGGGGGCUGGUAGUCCUGUCCCCUGAGAGAAGCUAUACACUGGAGCUGGGACCUGGAGACCUUCAGCGUCCUCUCAUUGUUUCUCGGAUCCAAGACCUCCUCUUGCCAGGCCACACCUGUGCCCCAAGCUGGCAUGCAUUUGCGCCCACCGAGGCAGCACCAGACCUCCUUUUGGAACAGCACCACCUUCGCAGGGUGAGGAGGCAGACUCAGAGCCCAGACCCCAGGCUUAAGCGGGAUGUAGUAACAGAGACGAAAAUUGUCGAACUGGUGAUUGUGGCUGAUAAUUCAGAGGUCAGGAAGUACCCUGACUUCCAACAACUGCUGAACCGAACACUAGAAGUGGCCCUUCUGCUAGACACAUUCUUCCAGCCCCUGAAUGUCCGGGUAGCACUUGUGGGCCUAGAGGCAUGGACCCAGCGCGACCUGAUAGAGAUGAGCUCCAACCCAGCUGUCCUGCUAGACAACUUCCUCCGCUGGCGCCGGACAGACUUGCUGCCUCGACUGCCCCAUGAUAGUGCCCAGCUUGUGACUGUUACUUCCUUUUCUGGGCCCAUGGUGGGCAUGGCCAUUCAGAAUUCCAUCUGUUCUCCUGACUUCUCGGGAGGUGUGAAUAUGGACCAUUCCACAAGCAUCUUAGGAGUUGCCUCCUCCAUUGCCCACGAGUUGGGUCACAGCCUGGGCCUAGACCACGAUUCACCUGGGAACAGUUGUCCCUGUCCAGGUCCAGCCCCAGCCAAGAGCUGCAUCAUGGAGGCCUCCACAGAUUUCCUACCAGGUCUGAACUUCAGCAACUGCAGCCGACGGGCCCUGGAAAAAGCCCUCCUAGAUGGGAUGGGCAGCUGCCUCUUUGAAUGGCCACCCAGCCGGGCCCCUAUGUCCUCUUUGUGUGGAAAUAUGUUUGUGGACCCUGGAGAGCAGUGUGACUGUGGCUUCCCAGAUGAGUGCACUGAUCCUUGCUGUGACUAUUUUACCUGCCAGCUGAGGCCGGGAGCACAGUGUGCAUCUGACGGACCCUGCUGUCAAAACUGCAAGUUACAGCCAGCUGGCUGGCAGUGCCGCCUUCCCACAGACGAUUGCGAUUUGCCUGAGUUCUGCCUAGGAGAUAGCUCUCAGUGCCCCCCUGACAUCAGGCUUGGGGACGGUGAGCCUUGUGCUAGUGGAGAGGCUGUGUGUAUGCAUGGGCGCUGUGCCUCCUACACCCGGCAGUGCCAGUCGCUUUGGGGACCUGGGGCCCAGCCUGCUGCACCACUUUGCCUCCAAACAGCCAACACUCGGGGUAAUGCCUUUGGGAGCUGUGGGCGCAGCCCCAGUGGUAGCUACAUGCCUUGCAACCUUAGAGAUGCCAUUUGUGGGCAACUACAGUGCCAGUGGGGUAGGAACCAGCCUCUGCUGGGCUCAGUCCAAGAUCAGCUCUCGGAGGUCCUGGAAGCCAAUGGGACACAAUUAAACUGCAGCUGGGUAGAUCUGGACUUGGGCAAUGAUGUGGCCCAGCCUCUCCUGGCUCUACCUGGCACUGUCUGUGGCCCUGGCCUGGUGUGCAUCGGCCAUCGAUGCCAGCCUGUGGAUCUCCUGGGAGCACAGGAAUGCCGCAGCAAAUGCCAUGGCCAUGGGGUCUGCGACAGCAGCAGGCACUGCCACUGUGACGAGGGCUGGGCACCUCCUGAUUGCAUGACCCAGCUCAGAGCAACCAGCUCCCUGACCACAGGCCUGCUCCUCAGCCUCCUGUUGUUAUUGGUCCUCGUACUACUUGGUGCCAGCUACUGGCACCGUGCCCGCCUGCAUCAGCGGCUCUGCCAGCUCAAGGGAUCCAGCUGCCAAUAUAGGGCAGCCCAAUCCGGUCCUCCUGAGCGACCAGGACCUCCACAGAGGGCACAGCAGAUGCCAGGCACUAAGCAAGCUAAUGUCAGCUUUCCAGUACCCCCCUCCAGGCCGCUGCCACCUAACCCCGUGCCCAAGAAACUCCAGGCUGAGCUGGCUGACCGAUCCAAUCCCCCCACUCGCCCUCUGCCCGCUGACCCUGUGGUGUGGCGCCCAAAGCCUCAGGGGCCUACCAAACCCCCACCCCCAAGAAAGCCACUGCCCGCCAACCCACAGGGCCGGCCCCCGCUGGGUGACCUGCCUGGCCCAGGAGAUGGAAGCUUGCAGCUGGUAGUGCCUUCCAGGCCUGCCCCACCACCCCCAGCAGCAUCUUCGCUCUACCUCUGACCCCUCGAGAUUCGGCUGUCUCCUGCUCAGUUCUAGGACUUAAAGUGGAACCUCUGUCUGAAUCUCCCACAAAACACUAGAGAAGCAAAAGCUUAGACAAUAUGGCAUCCAGCCCUAAAGAACCACCAGGCGCUGUUCAGUAGUACCUGGGACCCACUGAAUUACCUGCAGCUGAGUGUUGGGAAGGGGCUGGGGCUGGAGUAGGUGGCGGAAGGACGUGAAUGUGGUCUGUCUCUGCUCUGUUGUAAUAAAUGUGAGGUCUUGGAAUAUG